GUCGCGCGGUCUACCCGGGCUUUUAUGGCCAAGGCCCGUGUCAGGAAGCGCGGCCUCGUCGAGCACACGCGCCACUUCUUCGCCACUUGGUCAGCAGAGUCGCGAGCUCACCUCCAAGACGCCCACAUCAGUGUCAGCCUGCUCUUCGUCGUCGCCGGCGCUCUCAUCGGGGUGACUGCCGCGGCCUUCUCGGACGCAUCGCAGCAGGUCGAGGACUGGCAGCAAGCGUGGGCCGAGAGGGACAUUCGGCUGGCGUGGGUCGUCAUGCCGCUCGGGCUCACGCUCGUGGUCCUCCUCGUGCGGGUCUUCUUCGACGGGACGGCUGGCAGCGGGAUCCCGCUUCUCUCCGUCGGCAUCGAGCUGCAGGACGGAGACCCCAAUUUUGUGCGGGUCUUCUCCCUGCGCAUCCUCUUUGGCAAAAUCCUGCUCACGCUCCUCGCCCAGCUCUGCGGCGCAUCGAGCGGUAGGGAGGGGCCGACGGUGCAGGUGGCAUCCAUCCUGCUCGUCACCACGCUGAGGGUGGGGUACAGGCUGCUGCCGUGGGUGAGGCAGACGCUCGAUCUCCAGAUCGGCGAGGGGCUCGGCACCUAUCGCUCGCUCUACAUGCGCGAGGCGGCCGUCGUCGGCAGUGCGGCCGGCAUCUCGGGCGCCUUCAACACGCCGCUGGGCGGCAUCAUCUUUGCUAUCGAGGAGAUGGGAAACCGGUACACCCACACCCUCGGCCACGUCAUGAUCAUCGCGGUCGCCGUCGCCGGCGCCGUCUCGAUCGCGGUCGAGGGCUACCACGUCAUCUUUGACGGUUUCGACCAGGACCGGGACGACCUGAACGAGUACGAGAUCCUGUGGGUCGUGCCGCUGGUCGCCAUCCCGUCCGGCCUGCUGGGCGGUCUGUGGGCGGUGGGGCUGCUGCUCGGCGUGCACGUCAAGCGGCUGCUGCUGGCGUAUGGCUGCUUUGCCCCGUACGCCAUCUCGCUCGCGUGCGGCCUCGCCCUCGCCGCGACUGGCUUUUGGGCGGGCGGAGAGACGUGGGGGAGCGGCUUCCGGCAGGCUCGCGCGGUGCUUGUCCCCGAGCUUGAGGGGUUCCCCGACGAGGCCGGCCCCCUCGCAGCCGGCGUCCAGCCCUCGCGCCUCUUCUUCCUGCUCAAGGCGGUCGCGACGUGGCUCUCCUUCUGGUCCGGCAUCCCGGGAGGCAUCUUUGCGCCGUCCAUCGCCAUUGGCACCGGCUUCGGAGCCUUCAUGCACGACGUCCUCAUCCAGCCGGCCAUGCGCGGCACGCUCAUCAUGGACACGGGGCCCCACCGGCCGGUCAUCGCCGCCAUCGCCGC
Molecule: messenger RNA, 1325 nt
Organism: Emiliania huxleyi CCMP1516
Lineage: Eukaryota; Haptophyta; Isochrysidales; Noelaerhabdaceae
Gene: CLC-3
Product: voltage gated chloride channel
Exons: 2
Biological process (GO): chloride transport; transmembrane transport
Cellular component (GO): membrane
Molecular function (GO): voltage-gated chloride channel activity
Source: RefSeq, a predicted model, not a curated record